ACAAGCUAUCAACUGCAUGGUCAUGGCCGGUGAGAGCUUGACGGUAGAUUUUCGAUUCAAUGAAAAUGAAAUGUAAUCAUGUCGAGACUUUCCGGGUUUUUAGGAAAAUUGAACAAUGCAACGUGCUUGAUACCUGUUCGACGAAUUGCCCGAUCAAGGAGCUGAUUACGUUAUAUAAAAUAAAGAGAUGAAACCUGCAUGUGGAACGAUCCAUUUCAGUUCUGAAGUGUUUUGAAGAAGGGGAGAAGUAAGGAUUAUUGGCUUUGCUGUUUUAAGUUUUAACUCUUUUCUGUCCCCAUGAAAAGGUUGCAGAGUAAUCUGAAAUGGUGCGAUGGUUAUGUCAAAAGAGGCAUUCAAAGUAUGGUAAUGUGUGGUCAAAAGUUUGAUGAUUCAUUGAAUUUCACCAUAAGAUCUUUGUGCAAGCAGAAUCUUUUCAAAGAAGCUCUCCGGGCAUUCGAUCAAUUCGAAAAGAAUGCAGAUUGUGUGUUAGAAUUAGGGACAUAUGCUAAUUUGUUCAAUGCAUGCUCAUUGUUGAAAUCUUUUGAAUAUGGGAAGAGAAUUCAUAGCCAUGUCUCGAAGUCGAAUUUGCUGCCGAAUAUGAUUCUGGAGAAUCAUAUCAUCAAUAUGUACGGAAAAUGUGGUUCGACAAAGGAUGCGAGGAAAGUAUUCGAAAAUAUGAGGGAGAGAAAUGUGGUAACAUGGACUGCUCUACUUGCAGGAUACUCAAAUCGGGGACUAGAUAUUGAGAGCGUCGAUUUGUAUAUCCAAAUGCUGCAAUCUGGUCUCAUCCCCGAUCACUUUACGUUAGGAAAUGCGAUUAAGUCUUGUGCAAGUUUGAUGGAAGAUCGACUAGGAGUGCAAUUACAUGUCCAUGUGAUUAAAUCAGAGUUUGGUUCCGAGAAAAUAGCCCAACAUGCUUUGAUCUCAAUGUAUGCCAAGUUUUGUCGGAUGAAUGAGGCUCGUAAGAUCUUCUAUCGGAUCAAGAGUAAGGAUUUGGUUUCGUGGAGUUCGAUGAUUUCCGGGCUUGCGAAAACUGGUUAUGAGUUGGAAUCUUUGUGCUAUUUCAAGAAAAUGUUGUUUUACGGUACCUAUAAGCCGAAUGAUUUUAUUUUCGGCAGUGUUUUGAGCGCUUGCAGCGCUCUUGAUCAGCCUGAAUACGGAAAACAGAUACACGGGAUGAGUAUAAAGCACGGCUAUUGUAAAGAUAUUUACGCGGGCUGCGCAUUGACGGAUAUGUAUGCGAAAUGUGGUUUCUUGUAUUCGGCGAAAGCAGCUUUUGAUCAGAUCGAAAAUCCCGAUAUUGCCGCUUGGAAUGCGAUGAUUUCAGGUUUUGCAUACGGUAACCAUUCGAAUGAAGCUAUGUCGAUUUUCUGUCAGAUGCGGCAUUCUUGUUCAGCUCCCGACAACGUCACGGUUCGAUCUUUGCUUUGCGGAUUCGUCUCUCGAUCUUCGUUGUCUCGAGGGAGACAAGUGCACGCCUAUGUCGUAAAGACGGCGCUCGAUUUGGACCUACCGGUGUGCAACACGGUACUGACGAUGUACGCUAAUUGCUCGGAUUAUACGGAUGCGUUCAAAAUGUUCGACGAGAUUCGAGGUAACGCCGAUCUCGUCUCUUGGAAUGCUAUAAUUACGAUGUGCUUGCACCAGCAUUUGUCGUCGGAAGUUUUCGCGUUAUUCAGACGUAUGCGGCAGUUUGAAAUAGCGCCCGAUCAUAUCACUUUAACCGGCGUGCUCGUCGCUUCUGGAAAAGUUUCGUCUUUAGAGACAGGAGAUCAAAUUCAUUGUUUAGCUGUAAAGUACGGGCUCGAUUUCGACAUCAAGGUUGCGAACGCGUUGAUCGACAUGUACGUGAAGUGUGGAUCCCUCGAACGAGCGAGAAAGCUCUUCGACGACAUGGAAAAUCCCGACGUAUUCUCGUGGACUAGUUUGAUCGUGGGCUACGCGCAAUUCGGGUACGGCGGAGAAGCUCUGAAUCUCUUCCGGCGAAUGAAGAUCCGAGGCGUAAACCCGAACGAAGUGACAUUCGUCGGCGUCCUGACGGCGUGCAGCCACGUAGGACUCGUCGAAGAAGGCAUGCAGCUGUUCAAAUCGAUGGAGCACGAGCACGGCGUAAUCCCGACGAGAGAGCAUUUUUCGUGCAUCGUCGAUUUGCUCGCUCGGGCCGGACAUAUCCACGAUGCGGAAGCUUUUAUUGAUCGGAUGGGAUUCGAGCCCGACAUUGUGAUGUUGAAGAGUCUUCUGGCUUCUUGCAGAGGUCGCCGCAGCGGCGGCGGCGGCGACGUCGGGAAGAGAGUUGCUGAGAAGGUCUUGAGGAUCGAUCCUACGAAUUCAGGUGCACAUUCUUUGAUUUGUAGCUUAUAUGCUUCUGCUGGGGAUUGGGAAAAUGUGGCAAUGGUGAGGAGUUGGAUGAGGGAGAAGGGUGUGAAGAAAGUGGGUGGAAGAAGCUGGAUUGAAAUCAAGGAUAGAAUUCAUGUGUUUUCCGCCAUUGAUGGACUGCAUCAAGAAAGGGGGAAGGUGUUUGCAAUGGUGGAGGAGCUAUGGCUGCAGAUUGUCGAUGCUGAUUAUGAUCCACUCUUGAGAAUAAGCCAUGGAUGACUUUGAUAAAAACUGAAGUGGCGAUGAAAUUCAAUCUCUUUCAUUUUCUGCAGAAGUUUUAACAGUAUUUACUGCCUACAUGUCACGUGCAUUGCACGUGACUGCGUCAACAGAAAUACAGAAUGUAUAUGUAAAAGUUACUCAGCUUCACAGCCGUCGAGAGCCCAAAAGACGGAGAUUAAUGGCGGAGGACGAUUACAUGGGAGACCUCUCUCAAUUUCUGCCUCCUAACGCCUCUCAACCUUCCUCGAAAAAGGGUUCUAGGGAGAACAAUGUGGUUUCGAACUCUUCAGGCAAGAAAUCCAAACCUCGAAGCUGGCAGGAGCAGAGGAAACUCAAACGAGAGCGUGAUCAAGUAGAGGAGGAUAUACAGACGAUGGAAAAUUUGGGUUCUGCAAUACCGCA
Messenger RNA from Andrographis paniculata, 3000 nucleotides. RefSeq names its product pentatricopeptide repeat-containing protein At3g53360, mitochondrial. The record is from RefSeq and is a predicted model, not a curated record. The coding region runs from base 298 to 2595 and encodes 765 amino acids. Gene Ontology annotation, molecular function: protein binding; RNA binding. Gene Ontology annotation, biological process: RNA modification. The transcript is spliced from 3 exons. Lineage: Eukaryota; Viridiplantae; Streptophyta; Magnoliopsida; Lamiales; Acanthaceae. Gene Ontology annotation, cellular component: kinetochore.